AUGUAUUCGCCACUUCCCGUGUAUUCGAUUCCUAAAAAGUCGAAGAGAUGGAAUCUCUCGAAAGGGUCUGCCUCAUCUAAACCAGGCUCAGAUGCGUCUCCACCCCCAACAUCCUCUUCAAAUGCAGCCCCAUCGAACAUGUUUCAAAAUUUGGGCGACCUGUUGGAUCCGGUAUUAGAUGGACCUCCAUCCCCAGAACGUCUCAGAGCACUCGCCAACCAGAUGCGCAAGACGUCUGUAUCAGAUAAGCACCAAAGUCAGCAAACAAAUUCCUCAGGGUCGUCGUCACUUAUUUCAGGUUCAUCGGACAGACCUUCAUGGGAACAUGGAUUAGAAAGUUUGACAUUGUCAAGGCAUUCGUCGCAACGGUCAACUACAAGCAGUAUGCCAUCGCGCGAACGGCCGGAAAGCGUACAGUUAUUUGGAAAGUCUAUCUUCAACCGCAAAGGUAAAGCUAGGAGAGAGAGCAGCGACCUUGGUUCAUCGGAUAGCUCGAUGCAUUCAGCAGAAGCACCAAUAGACCCAACGACUGCCACAUCCAAGGAUCAGCACUUCCUGAACUCCGUGCUGGCAAGACGGAAGGUUGCUAAAGAGGAUGAUUCGGCGCAGAGAAAACUCCAGAUAUCGGGUCCGUACAACUUUCAACACCUAGCCCACACACAAAAGGAGAAUACACCACAACUGGACCACUCCAGCCGCAGAGAGCUGGUACGAGAGUUCUCAGAAAUGCGUCAUGGCAGAAGGCCAAGAAAUGUGUCCUUGCGUGGUGUACCACCCAGUGGAACGCAUUACGCCGAUACCCAUUCUCAGGCUUAUAGCGUGCAGCAAGACCCGUCAGCAGGGUUGCAUGCCUCAAAUGACCUACAUACCGAGAAUCCAGAGUCAUAUCACUCUUUUGCACCUCCCGUACCGAGGCGAUCGAUGAAGAGAACUCAGUCUCAAGAACAAAUUCGCGUACCCCCUCCACGCCCGCCAAGAUCCCCGAUUGAACAGGGCUUCACCUCUCCAGUGUCGCCACCUCCACGUCUUAGUAGUCGUGGAUCUAUGCGACCAGACGGUGCUAUUGCCUUGGGAAUGAUUGAUGUGGACCGUCCAAUCACCAGCUCUAGUAUGAGGAUACCAAGACCGAUAGUCUUCCCCUCCAAAUGGGAAGCACCAAAGCAGAAUCCACCAAAUAGCGCUAUUGCUUCAAAUGACCAUGCUAUCGUUUCGAUUGACCAGAGGUUCUCACAUGCCAUCACUACCCCUGAUAACGCAGCGUGGCCUUUGUCAAGCGAUGCGGUUACAAAAACCUUGCCAGACGUUCCGGAGGAGGAAGAAAACAAUGGAUUUUCGCGCUCCCGCGUCAGUGUCACGAGUAACAGUUCGUCUCUUCGUGGCAGCAUUUCCGUUCCACUACUGCGUCAGAUGUCCCAAAGCCAAGUCGCGGCUAUGGCUAGGCCACCAAGCGGUGCAUCGGAAACAUUAGGACGUUUCGAUUUGCUCGCUGCACAGCGAGCCCUUCGGGCGAACGCAGACGAUGAGAGUAUCUAUGAUGAGUUCAUGCAGGAAUCUUGGGAAGACGACAUCGACUAUUGCUACGAGCAUGCGGCUGAAGCUGACUGUGAUUAUGCUUGGGAACGCCCUUCAUUAGAUCUUAUACGAGAAGACGAGCAAAUCGGGCCCUUAGACACUACCGGCACUCGAUAUCCCAGCCACGGCCCAGGCUCGCCGGGCUUCCUUUCUCCACCGGGUCGCGAUGAUGUGCCUGCGCUCAGCCCCGUCAGUCAGAUUUCAAAUGCAACACAGCAUGAGGCAAGAACGCCCACUAUUUUUGUUGGGCCCGUGACCUCGAAUUUCUCCCUCCCCAGACGCGAUAGCUCGACAUUGCUUCUGCGCAGUCACCAUCGCAACGUCUCUCAUGCCGAUAGUUUCAAGGAAUGCAAUGGAUUUGAUCUGUCACCUUCACUUUUGAUUCCUAGCGAUUAUCACCAGCAAAUGCUACUUCACGAGAGAGGAGAAUUGCACGAGGAGGACGAGGACCUCUUCGUCGCACCCCUAUCUCCUUCAGGCACACACUUUGCCAAAUCCUACAUGAGGAUGCAGGCACGCUCGAGUGCAUCGACCACCGAUUCUGUAUUUUCACAACGCCACAAGUCCAACACCUCAACCUCUACCACAUUAACACGCUGGACUUCCAACAGCACCACAACAGCUACUAUCGACGCCUGGCAGACAGCUUCUGAGGAAAAGGAGCAUGCAGUCUGCGACUUCGGGAAGCAUGUCAUUAGCCCCCUGCCAGAGCUUGACGAAGCUGGGUUUAGACGCGACCCGAGUACCGAGAGGCAUGCCAGGGCGCAGUCUCAUGCAGAUAUCCUCCUGAAGUCUAGCUCCGAUACUGUCAUGGCCAACCAUAUCAAGGCGGACAAGGAGGCAAUUAACACUCGGCGUCGGGCAAAGACGACAAGCCGAAGCCACUACCAGGCACCCGUCAAUCUUACCUUGUUCCCGUCCGUGGAUCGUCCGUAA
This is a messenger RNA of Truncatella angustata, 2508 nucleotides long. RefSeq lists its product as uncharacterized. The record is from RefSeq and is a predicted model, not a curated record. NCBI's taxonomy places the organism in Eukaryota, Fungi, Ascomycota, Sordariomycetes, Amphisphaeriales, Sporocadaceae. The transcript has a single exon. The coding region runs from base 1 to 2508 and encodes 835 amino acids.